Molecule: messenger RNA, 2459 nt
Organism: Plectropomus leopardus (leopard coralgrouper)
Lineage: Eukaryota; Metazoa; Chordata; Actinopteri; Perciformes; Serranidae
Source: RefSeq, a predicted model, not a curated record
AAACAUGGAGGUCCCUCCGUUCAGCUUCACUCCGGAGCGCUACUGGACGGAGGAGAAAGAGAGGGCGCUCAUUGCAUUUUUCUCCAAGCACAGCUGUCUGUGGAACCACAAGUCAGAGAGCUACAAGAACCGACAGCUGCGAUGGAAAACUCUGGAGCACCUGAGGAUCCUUCUGUCGGCUCACCCGCCUCCUGUUCCUUUCUCAAUUGAAGACAUCAAAAACAAGUUCAAGAACCUUCGUACGACCUUCCAGCGUCAGUACAAGAUGGUGAAGGCGAGUAAGGUGUGCAGGUCGGACGACGUGUUCGUGCCGCAGUGGAAGCACUACCAGCAGCUGAUGUUCCUGCAGGGCUGCUGGGACCAGGAGGACGGCCUCUGCGACCCGCCGCUGUCACCGCUGACUGUUCCACAGGAGGACAGCCAGCCCGUCCUCACGUCCCCGGGACUGAUCAUCUCCUUCCUCCCCAACCAGUCCACCUCCUCGCCCUCCUGCGUCCCCACCAACAUGAUGGUUAAAUGUUUCUGGACGGAAGAGAGGGAGCGAGCACUCAUAGCUUUCUACUCCGAGCAUAGCUGUCUCUGGAACAAGAAGUCUGAAAACCACAACAACCGUCAGCUCAGACUGAGGCUGCUGGAGGAUCUGAGGGCUCAGCUGUCCGACCACUUGGUCACCUUUUCAGUUGAAGACGUGAAGUGUAAGUUCAAGAACCUGCGGACAGUUUUUAACCGCGAGUACAAAGCGGUCCAGGCGAGCAAGCUGUCUGACAAACUCUACGUGUCCAAGUGGAAACACUACCAGCAGCUGCUCUUCCUCUGCGAGUCCUGCGACGAGGACGACAGCCCCGAUGACCUGCAGAUCCUGACGCCGCAGGAGGACAAGGACCUGGAGCACGGAAACCAAACGCCGUCCUCCACCCUGAGCAGCUUCUCCUCUAGCUCCACCCAAAUCAACAACGUCAGGUUCAACAGCCCCUCCGCUCCCUCCAGCGAUGACGCCAAAACCAACACCAGCGCUGCGUACCAAAUCUUCUUCUCUGCGUCUCCAGAUCACCUCAAACUAUCGAGUCAAACCGCCACGCUCCCCGUCUCUCCGUCCACGUCGCUACCCGACUCCAAAGCUUGUCGAAACGCCUCCCCUUUAAGUUUCUCUGGUUCACUUCAAGCUGACGGCAGACUGAGCAACGACUCCCGCUGCCACUGGGACGAGACCAAAGUCCAGCAGCUCAUAUCGUUUUACGCUGGGAACAGCUGUUUGUGGAACCACAGGUCGGAGAGCUACAGGAACAGGCUGCUGAGACAGAGUCUGCUGGAGACGCUGAGCAGCCUCCUGUCUGAGAACGAGCCGGUCCCAUUCACAGUGGAAGACAUAAAAACAAAAUUCAGGAACUUGCGAACGAUCUUCCAGCGUGAACACAAGGCGGUGAGCUCGAACAAAACGUGCGGCUCGGAGGACUUUUACCUCCCAAAGUGGAAACACUACCGCGAGCUGAUGUUCCUCUGCGACUCCUGCGACGAGGACGAGCGACCCGACGACCUCCGCUUCAGUGAGCCGCAGGAGCCCGGCCUCCUCCGCCUGGACGGCCAGGCACUAACCAGCCAUUACCACGGCGCCAACCACACGGCUAAACGGAGCAUAGAAGCCCCUCCCUCGCCGACUCCCCCAGACUCCCGGCACUCCUCGCCCUCCUCCUCCCCGUCCACAACCUCCUCUCGCACCGACAGCAGGGUGUCGGGACGCAAGCGAGCGAGCCGUCGGCACCCGCCCCCCACCAGCGAGGUGCUGGACUUCAUGAGGACGUUCUGUCAGAGCCAGAUGGCGUCGCCGCACGCCGGGUUCCUGAAGUACGUGGAGGAGUGUCUGAACGAGACGCCGCCGGAUAAAGUGAAGAAACUGAAGAAGAAGAUCAUAGAGACGAUCCACAGCGUGUCGGAGGAGGUUUAGAGCUUCACAGUUUGUGGAGCUCGAGGUCAGUUUAGGGCUUUGUUUUUGUCUUUAACACCCUAACAGAUAUGAUGACAUCACUCGCCAACUGUCGUGUGGCGGUCACUGACAGCUUCGUCCGGAUAUCACAAUCAGUAAAACCACAUCCGAAUUUAUCUGAAGAAUUUGGGUCUCAUUCAUGAAACAUGAGCAGAAGGAUUUUGUGUGUAUUCCAGCGAGGGGUGGGCGAUACGGCUGUAAAAUAAUAUCACAAUAUUUCAAGGUAUUUUUGCGAUAAUUGAAAAAAAAAGAGAGUAUUUCAUUAAUUUCAAGAACAUUCAAUUGCAACAAAAUAAGUGAUAUAGUUGUAUUUGUCAACAUGAAUGUAGUUUGCCCUCAAAUAUUUAGUAAAAACUAACAUUAAGAUAAAUCUUCACUUGUCCCACAAAUCGUAAAUUUGCAUUUUAACAGCAGUAAAGGGAUCAAAGCAAGGUGUGGUGCACUAUAUAUAUAUAUAUAUAUAUAUAUAUAUAUAUAU